Molecule: messenger RNA, 1831 nt
Organism: Telopea speciosissima
Lineage: Eukaryota; Viridiplantae; Streptophyta; Magnoliopsida; Proteales; Proteaceae
Product: tocopherol cyclase, chloroplastic
Exons: 10
Coding region: 39-1604 (521 amino acids)
Molecular function (GO): tocopherol cyclase activity
Source: RefSeq, a predicted model, not a curated record
GUUUAACUCGCACUUGAAGCAAAUCCAACUGAUUCUCAAUGGAACACAGUGUUCUCCCUCUCUGCAAUACUCCCCACCAUGUACUUCGUGUUUCUCCUAUUCGUGUUGGGUUUCGGAGGAUCUCAUCGGAUUCACCACCGCUCAACUCUGCUGGGAGAGUCCGAGCUUCUCAGGUUUGGAAUGAUUCGUCUGGAACUCUGUCCUCUACUUCGAAGCUAAGAAAUCGAUCUGGGUAUUGCGUUUCUGCGGUGGUUUCGAUGUCCGAUGGAGCGAGUUACGGUUCUUCCAGGGAGGAAAAGCGUCAAUCAGAGACUGGACUUUCUGUAACUCCUGUUUAUCAGCCAACACCUCCAAACAGAGAUCUUCGAACUCCUCACAGCGGGUACCACUUUGAUGGGAGUACCCGGGUAUUUUUUGAGGGUUGGUACUUUAAGGUCUCGAUUCCAGAACGGCGGCAAAGCUUCUGCUUUAUGUAUUCUGUGGAGAAUCCUGUAUUCCGUAAGAGACUUAGUACAGUGGAAGAAACACUUUAUGGACCUCGGUUUACCGGAGUUGGGGCUCAAAUUCUUGGUGCAGAUGAUAAGUAUAUUUGCCAAUACACCGACGAAUCUCAGUACUUUUGGGGAAGUAGACAUGAACUAAUUCUGGGAAAUACUUUUACUGCUGGUAAAGAUUUACCUCCUCCAAAUAGGGAAGUUGCUCCUGAGGAGUUCCAUGGACGAGUGAUAGAAGGUUUCCAAGUUAGUCCGCUUUGGAAUCAAGGAUUCAUUCGUGACGAUGGCAGAUCAGAUUACGUGCAGACAGUAAAGACAGCACGUUGGGAGUAUAGUACCCGUCCUGUUUAUGGCUGGGGUAAUGUUGGCUCCAAACAGAAGGCCACAGCAGGCUGGCUUGCAGCUUUCCCUGUAUUUGAACCCCAUUGGCAAGUAUGCAUGGCAGGUGGAUUGUCAACAGGUUGGAUAGAGUGGGAUGGGGAGCGAUUUGAAUUUGAAAAUGCACCGUCUUACUCCGAAAAGAACUGGGGUGGAGCCUUCCCAAGAAAAUGGUUCUGGGCUCAGUGUAAUGUUUUUCAAGGUGCAACUGGAGAAGUUGCUUUGACUGCAGCUGGUGGAUUGAGGGCACUACCUGGAUUGACCGAAAACUUUGAAAAUGCUGCGUUGAUCGGAGUUCACUAUGGUGGUACUUUUUAUGAAUUUGUGCCAUGGAAUGGUGUUGUUAAUUGGGAAAUUGCUCAAUGGGGUUAUUGGCACAUGUUUGCAGAGAAUCAAACCCAUAAGGUGGAGUUAGAGGCAACUACAAAAAAUCCUGGCACCACAUUAAGGGCUCCAUCAAAGGAAGCUGGGCUCACUCCAUAUUGUAAAGAUACCUGUGACGGUGAACUGAGAUUACAGUUGUGGGAAAGAAAAUAUGAUGGCAGUAAGGGAAAGAUUAUUCUGGAUGUUACAAGUGAUAUGGCGGCACUGGAAGUUGGUGGAGGACCAUGGUUCAACACAUGGAAAGGCCAGACGUCUACUCCGGAGCUCCUCAGCCAAGCGCUCAGAGUUCCCAUUGAUAUGGAGAGCAUUUUUGGGGGCGUUCCAAUUCUGAAGCCCCCUGGGCUCUAGACAAUUAGUUAAUGGCUGCUUAUUUAGCAUCGGUGGGUCUAAGGAGGGCGUGAGGGAUCUUGUCGAAAUUUACUCUUGGUUAGGGGAUAAAUGUACAAUGACUGAUGGCCUCAAAGUAUAAUUUGGAGCUGAAGAAGGAAAAGUUAGUUUUUAGAGUUGCCCAUGUUUAUUAUCUUUUGAUUUACUGAUGCACUGUGUGAGUGGAUGCAGGCCUGAAACAACAACCA